Perca flavescens (yellow perch) is the source of this 1404-nucleotide messenger RNA. Its product is annotated as prostaglandin D2 receptor 2. Gene Ontology annotation, biological process: phospholipase C-activating G protein-coupled receptor signaling pathway; inflammatory response; positive regulation of cytosolic calcium ion concentration. Bases 1 to 1404 code for a protein of 467 amino acids. The transcript has a single exon. The record is from RefSeq and is a predicted model, not a curated record. Gene Ontology annotation, molecular function: G protein-coupled receptor activity; complement receptor activity. Gene Ontology annotation, cellular component: plasma membrane. NCBI's taxonomy places the organism in Eukaryota, Metazoa, Chordata, Actinopteri, Perciformes, Percidae.
AUGUCAAAUGCCUCGGGGGAACAGCUGAUCUGCCCCCUGCUUCAGCUGAUGACGACGCACAGCCCCAACAACAACACCCAGGUCAAUAUGGUGGUGGUUUGCAUCCACGGUCUGGUCUCCUGCCUGGGGAUUUUGGAGAACGCGCUCAUCCUCUGGGUGGUGGGCUUCCGCCUGCGGCGACGCACAGUCACCUCGGUCUGGGUGCUCAACCUAGCUGCGUCCGACUUUCUGGCAACUCUGACCCUGCCCCUUUUCACCUUCUACCUUUACUCGUCACAUAGCUGGAAGCUCGGCAACGUACUUUGCAAAACCCAGGCUUCCAUCUUCUUCUUGAACAUGUUUGUGUCGGCCUUCCUGCUGGCAGCCAUUUCAGUGGACCGCUGCCUUCUGGCGGCCAAGCCAGUGUGGAGCCAGAAUCAUCGCUCAGUGGCGGGAGCAUGGAAGGUGUGUGCGUUGGGCUGGCUGUGGGCAGCGAUUAAUACAUUACCUUACUUACUGUUCCGCUCUGUGACUGAGAAACAGGAUGGCAGGAAACUGUGCUAUCAUAAUUUUGCCUUGUAUUCAUCCUCCCAAGACACUCUGGGGACAGAUUGCAAAGUGAGGCAGGCAGCGACGGCCAUCUCCAAGUUGCUGCUGGCAUUCCUCUUCCCCCUGGUGGUGAUAGCAGGGAGCUACAUCCAAAUUGUCCUCAGCCUGAGGUACAGGAGCCGGAAGAGGAAGCAAAGUGCUGGCAGGCACAAUGAUGCUCUGAUUGUGUCAAACAAAGAUGGGGCAUCAGGAACUACAAGUACCCCUACAAGCACGAAAAUCAUUAAUAUCUUUCUCAAGCCUCCGACCACCGGUCCAUCUUUAUCCUUCACACCUACUAACUUGUCCCCUUCUACCACUAAUCCGACCAGUCAGCUGUCCCAGAGCUUCACCAAGAUGGUGACGUUUGUGAUCGCAGCAUUUGUACUGUGCUGGGCUCCCUAUCACAUCGUCUGCAUGAUCGAAGUGUCAGCCGAGUACUGGAACAAGAAUCUCCGCCUGGUGGAGGUAGGGCUGCCCCUGGCCACAACCUUGGCUUUCUUGAAUGCCGUGUUGAACCCCAUUCUGUAUGCGUUCAGUUGCCCGAAGUUCAGCGUGAGAAUACGACAGAGUCUGGGAGCAGUGUUUGACGGUCUGGUAGAGGAAGGAGGAGGGUUGCUGUUGGUGCCAGGGAAAAGUUUAAGAGAUCACAUUCGGCGGAAGAGCAGUCGAGAUGUGAGCAUUGCAACCCCAGGGUCACAAAAGGGUUCGCAGUCACCCUGUCAAUCACCUGACAUCCAGCACCUCUUCCCACUGCCUUCGCCCUCUGAAGGUCUCACAAGCAACACUCACAUGGAGCAUACCAGACAAGAAUCAAAAGAUGAGGAACAAAGCUGA